Messenger RNA from Besnoitia besnoiti, 7095 nucleotides. RefSeq lists its product as uncharacterized. The transcript has 5 exons. Bases 1 to 7095 code for a protein of 2364 amino acids. NCBI's taxonomy places the organism in Eukaryota, Apicomplexa, Conoidasida, Eucoccidiorida, Sarcocystidae. The record is from RefSeq and is a predicted model, not a curated record.
AUGCGAUUUCACUUCAGCCAGUUCCAAGCUCUUCUUCUUUCCUCGUCUCCCGGGACUUGGCCGCCUUCGCUCUUCGCCUGCGACGAUGUUGGCGGGUCUGAGGGCGCCUCCGCCCCUGGCGCUGCCUCGAAGUCUGCAGCCGCUCUCUCUCCCGCGAAGGUUUGCGUGUCUUCCACAGACGCCGGGAGGCGUUUGGCCGCCAAGGAGGCGCAGCGCCGAGGGUUCCUCACUCAGUUCGUUCCUGUCUUAGAGAAGAAGGCCGUCCGUUUCUCAGUCGUCAAAGCCAACUUCCUUUUUCUCUUCCCGCCGACCGAGCUUCCCGAGCACCUGUGGCUCCAGCAGCAGCAGGCGCGCCUCAACGGCUUGCCUCAAGGCCAGGCGGCAACGCCAUCUUCGCCUCUCGGACUCUGGCUGGAAGACGGGCGACACAUUCGGGAAGGGCACACGAGUGACGACGAGCUCUUGUAUGAUAUCGAGGUCAUCCUCCUUGAGGAUGUCCAGGUCGCUCCUGUGCGCAAGAGACUAACUCACCUCUCAUCGCCAGGUGCUCUCGGACUCGCGGGUGCUGCGUUGGUGGGUUUUCUGCCUGCAGACAGUGCAUUCGGCGAGCGAUUUCCAGACGAGGAUGAUGUGCAGUAUGAAGACGACCUAGCACAUGGUCAGCAGCAGGGAGCAGGUGAAGGCCCUAGUGGGAAGUCAGAGACUGGGGAACGUGGGCAAGAGGCGAAAUUUGAGUACGGAAUUUCUCUGCGCUUCGCUGAGUGCAACGAAGAGUACUUCCUCUUUGCCAAAGACCGAGCAAGCCGCCAGGCGUGGCUAGAUGCCGUCCGAAAGGCUAGCAAUCUCCGGGGUCAGCUGGAGGCCCUCGUCCAGGAGGCGUCGGAGGCUCGCUUCGCGGCAAGCCGGUACUGGGCACGAUGCAGAGCGCUGCGCUUCGAGGCGCAAAAGUGGAGUUCUCAAGUUCAGUGCAACGCAGAGAGGAGUCACCGCAAGCUCAGGGCGUGCGAUGCCAAAGAACAUGAUAAGCUCUGUGAGCGAGUCGUCAUGCUGGAGGAGCUUGUGGAUUCGCUCGAGGGGCAGUUAGUCUUGGCCGAAGAGUCGAAGACGGAGAGCGGCUUGAACAGGGAAGUCGCGAUCUUGCAGGACGCGCUGCUCGUUGAGGCUGAAAAGACAAGUCGCCUAACACAAAUUCUCUGUGAUGUCUCUGCCGCCCUCCCCUGCGACAUUGGAGAGAAAAUACGGCAGCUUGUGCAGAGACUAGCGGGCGACUCUUCGCCGCCCGCCCCUGCGUGUGCUCCUUCCCCUUCUGCACCGGCCGUUGCGGCGAAACAGAAAGCAGGUCCUCCGCCGCCGCAGGCCAAGAAAACGGAGAAACAAACUGCUUCGCCGCCUCCGCCGCAGUUCCUGAAAACCGCACUCCACAGCCGUUCGCUCUCGGCUCGUGUGCCUCAUACGAAACUACGAGAGGAGGAAGGAGCGGAGGGUCUCGCGCGUGGGACGCGUAGCGCGUGCCUUCCACAGGGCGAGCGAAGUAAAGGACAUGCUCGGGAAAGCGAGAGCAAGGAUACAACUAACCGGCCAAGCCAAGACGCGGCUGACAGUCAGUUGCAGAGCCCAGCCCUGAGGCCUCAUCAUUCUCCUCGCGCUUUUCUCCCCGUUUCUUCUGCGUGCUCUCUGCGGCGUCCCGUUGGAGAAACAGUGCCAUGUCGCUAUACCGAGGGCAGGUCCACGGCGGCGUCUUCCAGAGGACGCCGACGUGGAGAUACUAGGGAAGGUGAUGAGUUGGCCUUCUCUGAUGGGGGAGCGACACGCCUUCCUUGUUCCUCUCUGCACCUGUGUCUGCCUGACGACGUCGUGCAGCUCCCAGAUGUUUGUAUCUCCUCGGCUUCACCGGCGCGGUUCUUCUCGCAGGCAACACUGGGCGCCUCCCCUACUACCUCCAGUACUGUGGGGUCGCCGCCAGUAGAAGCGGCUGGGAAGGACGCUGUUGCAGAUGAGCCAGGAUUAGCAGUACACGUAAAAGGAGGUGCUUCCUCUGAUUCUGUUGCGCAAUCGCCUGACACAACGCAGCAAGCGCCGCGCGCCCACAAUAAUACGAAAUCACCUCAGGCAAGGUUAGCUGAGGGCUGCGCUGAAGGGCAACUGGCCGCAGGCCUCGCGUCUGUGAUACAACGAAAUGAUGUACAUUUGCAGUCACCCGUCAAGCUCACCAGCUCCUGUGCACUUCCACCCUCCAAAUCCUCAACAGCUUUGCCUCCUGCCUUGAGCAAGAAGGUCGCGUUCGUGGGCGCGGGGCCUCCCCCGGCGUCGCUGGUGCCUGUGCCUUCGUCCAAAGGGCGAGGCGGGGAGUCGCCAAGGGCGGCAACACCUUCCACAUCCGCCUCCUUCUGUGCGCCGUCUCUGCUUCGAAAAAGUCCCGCGGCAGUGAACCGAGACACGCCAGCACCCAGUGGCACACAGCCUCCUGUGGGGGUUGAGGCAGGGCGAGAAGAAGAGAGGCAGAAGCGUGCGCCUGCGGCUCCCGCAUCCUCGAUGCCGCCUUCUCGGUCGCCGCCUCCUCCGUCUGCGGCUGGAGGCCUCUCUCCGCCCGCUCCUGCCUCGAGCAAGAAGGUCGCGUUCGUGGGCGCGGGGCCUCCCCCGGCGUCGCUGGUGCCUGUGCCUUCGUCCAAAGGGCGAGGCAGGAAGUCGCCAAGGGCGGCAACACCUUCCACAUCCGCCUCCUUCUGUGCGCCGUCUCUGCUUCGAAAAAGUCCCGCGGCAGUGAACCGAGACACGCCAGCACCCAGCGGCACACAGCCUCCUGUGGGGGUUGAGGCAGGGCGAGAAGAAGAGAGGCAGAAGCGUGCGCCUGCGGCUCCCGCAUCCUCGAUGCCGCCUUCUCGGUCGCCGCCUCCUCCGUCUGCGGCUGGAGGCCUCUCUCCGCCCGCUCCUGCCUCGAGCAAGAAGGUCGCGUUCGUGGGCGCGGGGCCUCCCCCGGCGUCGCUGGUGCCUGUGCCUUCGUCCAAAGGGCGAGGCGGGGAGUCGCCAAGGGCGGCAACACCUUCCACGUCCGCCUCCUUCUGUGCGCCGUCUCUGCUUCGAAAAAGUCCCGCGGCAGUGAACCGAGACACGCCAGCACCCAGUGGCACACAGCCUCCUGUGGGGGUUGAGGCAGGGCGAGAAGAAGAGAGGCAGAAGCGUGCGCCUGCGGCUCCCGCAUCCUCGAUGCCGCCUUCUCGGUCGCCGCCUCCUCCGUCUGCGGCUGGAGGCCUCUCUCCGCCCGCUCCUGCCUCGAGCAAGAAGGUCGCGUUCGUGGGCGCGGGGCCUCCCCCGGCGUCGCUGGUGCCUGUGCCUUCGUCCAAAGGGCGAGGCGGGGAGUCGCCAAGGGCGGCAACACCUUCCACAUCCGCCUCCUUCUGUGCGCCGUCUCUGCUUCGAAAAAGUCCCGCGGCAGUGAACCGAGACACGCCAGCACCCAGUGGCACACAGCCUCCUGUGGGGGUUGAGGCAGGGCGAGAAGAAGAGAGGCAGAAGCGUGCGCCUGCGGCUCCCGCAUCCUCGAUGCCGCCUUCUCGGUCGCCGCCUCCUCCGUCUGCGGCUGGAGGCCUCUCUCCGCCCGCUCCUGCCUCGAGCAAGAAGGUCGCGUUCGUGGGCGCGGGGCCUCCCCCGGCGUCGCUGGUGCCUGUGCCUUCGUCCAAAGGGCGAGGCAGGAAGUCGCCAAGGGCGGCAACACCUUCCACAUCCGCCUCCUUCUGUGCGCCGUCUCUGCUUCGAAAAAGUCCCGCGGCAGUGAACCGAGACACGCCAGCACCCAGUGGCACACAGCCUCCUGUGGGGGUUGAGGCAGGGCGAGAAGAAGAGAGGCAGAAGCGUGCGCCUGCGGCUCCCGCAUCCUCGAUGCCGCCUUCUCGGUCGCCGCCUCCUCCGUCUGCGGCUGGAGGCCUCUCUCCGCCCACUCCUGCCUCGAGCAAGAAGGUCGCGUUCGUGGGCGCGGGGCCUCCCCCGGCGUCGCUGGAACCAGCGGGGUUUUCCAAAGGCCUUGGGAAGGCGACGAAGCGGACGGCGUCUGAGUCCAGUUCAGCGUCGUUCUGUCCUCCGAGGAUCAUGUGUAAAGACAUCAGCAUGAAGCAAGAGGUAGUGCUUCUUACCUUCUCGGGCGACGCAGGGAAUGCGGGCCGGGGACCGGCAGGAAAGCGUGAGAACGCCUCAGUCGGAGAGACUGACGCCAACCAUGAAGGCUUCCCGAAGACAGGCCGCGAUUCGUCCCUCUCAGGACUGUCGCAAUUGAAGCCAGCAACGCCUCAAGGUGCGUCUGUGAAGGUUGGGUCACAAGAGGGGAAGAAAGAAGCUUUUUUGUCACCUUCGUCUACGAAGGGCGCUCUCGCUGGAAAAGGCGGCAGUCCCUCACCAGGAGCAACGCAGUCUGCCCCCGAGAAGCUCAAGUCGCAGGUUCCUGCGCCGUCGUUCAAAUCAGGGGUAGGUAAAGCGUCGCAAUCGCCAGGAUUCGAAAAGCGGUUUCAGAAGGCCAAAUUAUCAUCGGGCACCAAGGCAGAUCUGGGAGACGAAGGGCUUCCCUCCACGACAGGAGAGAAGGCGAAUGCUGGAAAGGCCAUUCCAUCCUCAGCCAGUGCGGCCGCAGGUGUGGUUCCCUCGAGAGAGAUCCAGUCGCAGUCCGCGCCAGCUCAGAAGACCGCGGGUGGACUCCUGGAGAAGCGAUCUAGCAGCCCUCCGCAGAGGAAGGCGUCUGUUUGUUUGGCGGAUUCAAAGCAACUCCCUGCAAAGACACCAGUUCCCGCGGGCUCGGCCUCGCCCAGCACUGGGGGGGCAGUGUCUUCAGCGAAACGCGUGACGACCAAGGUGUCUCCGCAUCUCGAAGCUGCCGCCUCUCGGCCGUCGCUCCCAGCCACGCUUCCGAGAGCGAAGGCAAGCACACCAGAUCAUCUGCAGCAGCCAGGAUGUACGCCCCCAGCACAGGAAGAGGCAACUGGCACAGCGGGAUGCUAUCUAGGGCCGACGGAAAAGAAGCCUGGCUCGCUUCCGAAGAAAGGAGUAAUCUCUGCUGCUGACGCUAAAAAAGGCGUUUUUGUCAAAGCGACACUGCCCGGAAAAGUGGGAAAAACAGUGGCAGCUGGACUGCCGAAGAGUGAAACGAGCUCGGGUCCAUCUGGCUCCAAAGUCGUGACAGCGACCAGCACGCCAAAGUCAAAGCAACUGCUUUCCGCCGCUUCUCCUGCAAAGGCAGGAGGGAAGGAAGGAGGGGUCAAGAAGGAAAGGCCGCCAGGGGGAUCACCGCAAAAUGGCGGCGAAGGUGAAGCUAGUCAACAAGGGGGAGAGGUGAGAGAGCAAGCGAAAUCCGUCCCCGCCAUGGCACUGAAGGCUAGCCUUCCGCAGCCAAGCGAGAAGGCGCCGCAGGCGAAAAGUGCGCCUACCAAACACGCGGUGAACGAGCCUGCUUCUUCCUCAGGUCUCGGCGGCGGCAUGUCUGCGUUUCGUGACUCGAAGCGCAUUGUAUCUGAUAAUGUAGAUUCGAAGCAAAAUCAUACUCCUGUCGUGUCUCCUCCUAGUCUGAGUGCGCCCACGUCGCUGAUGCAGCAUGCACAGGUAGGAACAGAGAGUCAUAAAGCUGAGAGAGAGUCAGAUUUGCGGCCGAGACGGUCAGGCAGUCAUCAUCGCCGGAAGACGCAUCGAAGACUUGAGGACUUUCUCGCUCUCCUGGAAGAAGAAGGCGGAGCCGACAUCACCGCCAAGCUGAUUAAACGACUGGAGGCCCUGUACAGCCGCCUAGGCGGUCCACCGCCUGCGACGUUUGAGGUCCGCUCAAGCCAGUCAUCCUCCCCCCCAUCGCCAAUCGACGGGAUCAACCCUCAGUCGCUGGGGUACGUUCCUCUUCUUGACCGCGUUCGGGCACUAGCGGCCGAGGCACCGCGAGUCCCCGAUUUUCCUGGCCUCGGCUCCGUCCGAGAGGAGCGUGCGGCCGGAUCUAAAGGAUCCAUUCCUGCAAAGGAGGGGGGGAGCGAGCACGCAGAACCUGUGGUGAAGCAGGCCAGAGUUGUGGAAGCUGUGCCAGAAGCGCUGGAGCCAACGAGGAUAGAAGCCCCUUCGCCUCCAGCUCAAAACGCAGCCGCAGCAUCUGGCAAACCGGCGGGCGUGGACGUCGUUCAGGAGGCAGAGAAAAGGGCAUCGCAGGCGUUGGCAGCGCUGGCCGCGCGCAGACGAGAGGAGCAGACAGCCAGGGCGCGCCAGACGGAAGAAAAUCAGGCUCAAGUGAAGGCAGAACGAGCCACCCGAACGAGUUUUGACUACGAACCAGAGUCCCAAAGAGAGUGGCAACGUUUAACGCGGGGGUGGUCUCUCGAAGGACUAGGGGUCGUUGAGUCAUUAUGUGAACCCGAGACCACAGCCGCCAUCACUGCAAGCGAGAGGCCGGCAGACGUAGAUUUAGGCGUCUCUCUCUUCGUACCGGUGACAUACGAGGGAGACAAUCUCAGAAGGACGACUGUAUACGACCCACUGAGUGAUGCAGAAAGGCUGAAGCAAGAAGCAGAUGAAGGUGUGCUCGGUAUUUGUGUGCGGCAACGAAGGUACAUCAUUGGUUCACACCAGCCUCCGCCUCCGGUCGCCUCACCCAUCCUGAAUGACUCCUCUGGUGAUGAGAGGAGCCAACCCCGCGGAAAUCGGCGAACACGUCGACGUGCAGCGAGAACUCGCCUUUCGCUGAUGCCUCUAUUCUCGCGUCAGAUAGCGAUGCGGCAACAUCUUGAGGAUUUAAAAGCGCAGAGGCGCCGGGCAAUGCAGGCGUCGCACGAACAGCAUACACGCAAGCAACGAAGGAUACGGAGAAAGGAGCCGAAAACACAGAAUGAUGAUAUUUUCGCUGCUGUCCGACGAGACAGACGUCGUCUUCAGUCUCACAGACCGUUCUGGGCACGGCUGGGUCGGAACACGGAUCUACAGGCGGGCGACGCUCGUAGCGAUCUCUCAGAACGAUCUUCCUUCGAUAGUGACGAUGAGGAGGACGAGAAAAGCUGUUUUGUCGCACGUCAAAUGGUGCAGAGGAACUACGAACAGUUACUCAACUUGGGAAUGACCGCCGGAGGGAAUCGCGGACAGGAAUGA